AUGAACGACGCAUUGGUGUCAAACACGACAGCGCAGUCAAUUGCUGCGGGUAUGAAACAUGUCCAGAUCACCGGCAACGCCGAGGAUCUGGCCGGAUACAUGACCUUGGAGAUCAAGGGCCAAGAAAUCAACAUCACGGCCAACGGGUAUCCCGGCAUUCCCGGCGAUCCGGGAUACGUGCAAGCGGCAAAGAACAAAUUCGCAAGAGUUACUCAAGGCCUAUCCGUGGGUGCCCAUGGCGCUGCUGUAGAGAAGAAUAUCGCCGAUAUAGCCAACGUCACGGACGUGUCGGUGUUGUUGGGGGAAAUGGUCGAGGUGGGAAGCGCAACUACGGCGAAUUAUGGCUUCAGCACGGACACGACCCUGGACACUUUGAAGGCGUAUUACGCCGGUCAAGCGCGAAGCAGGGUCCUGCCUUGA
This is a messenger RNA of Cladophialophora bantiana CBS 173.52, 420 nucleotides long. RefSeq lists its product as uncharacterized. NCBI's taxonomy places the organism in Eukaryota, Fungi, Ascomycota, Eurotiomycetes, Chaetothyriales, Herpotrichiellaceae. The coding region runs from base 1 to 420 and encodes 139 amino acids. The record is from RefSeq and is a predicted model, not a curated record. The transcript has a single exon.